AUUUAAAUGGACACACUUUUUUCUAUGUUUGAUUCAUUCAUAAGAUCAAAUUUGUCUUAUUAUCCUAUGAGUUAACAAGGAUAUAUAGUGGAAUGUUGGGAAUAAUUUUUGAGUUUGUUGUAAACUUAGCCAUUAGAUUAUGGGAAAAUAUAUUCACCUAAUAAAUCAAAUGCAUGAGAUAGAUAAGUAUGAAAGAUAGAGUUCUACUCAAAGAUAAGCAGCCAGGAAUCUCACAGCUGCAUCCUCUCCCAGAAUAAUUUCUUCAUAAUAAAAAAAUUCUAAUAAUUUAUUACAGAAAUUUUCAUAGUUAGACAAUGCAACAAGUCCAAAAAUCCAGCUCUCGAAUCUCACUAGUUAACAAUCUUUAGUAAAUAAAUAGAAAGUUAAACUAUAUACUGAAGAUUUCAAUCGACAUCUACUACUAAGUAAAAUCAAAGAAUUAAUGUUUAAUUAAUCAGUCUCCACAGAUAAACUAUAUGCAAUGGCAAGAAUAUAGUAGCAUAGUACAUCUAAAUCGCCUUUAAAAUAUGCCCCAACAAAAACUAGAGGAAAUAAUCAUUCUGCUGAGCAUUACAGAGCUUGAUUAUUUUUAAUUUAUUUUCCUUUGUAAUUUAAUAUUACUAGAAUUAAAAAAA
This is a messenger RNA of Paramecium tetraurelia, 635 nucleotides long. RefSeq lists its product as uncharacterized. The transcript has 3 exons. Lineage: Eukaryota; Ciliophora; Oligohymenophorea; Peniculida; Parameciidae. The record is from RefSeq and is a predicted model, not a curated record.